Molecule: messenger RNA, 1290 nt
Organism: Colletotrichum destructivum
Lineage: Eukaryota; Fungi; Ascomycota; Sordariomycetes; Glomerellales; Glomerellaceae
Exons: 5
Coding region: 1-1290 (429 amino acids)
Source: RefSeq, a predicted model, not a curated record
AUGAAGCCCUCUUUCCUCACCCUCGUUGGUCUGCUGGCCGCCUCCGUCGCAUCAAACCCGGUGCCGGCCAGCAACGUCGCCGCCCUCGCGGCCAGGGGCGGCGCCAACAACGCCAACAGCGAGAACAACAACGCCAACGGCGCUGGCUGCGAAGCCGGCAACGCCGGCAACGCCGGGAACCAGGGCGACCAAAAGGCCGGCAAGGGCAAGGAGAACGGCAAGCAGAACGGCAAGGAAAAUGGUAAAGAGAACGGCAAGCAGAACGGCAAGGAAAACGGCAAGCAGAAGGGUCAAGACAAGGGCAAGCAGAACGGGAACAAAGGUGGUGCCGGGGCCGGGGCCGGAGGCGCUGCCAAGAACGGCACCGCUGAGGCUGGCGGCGCUGCUGGUGGAGCCGGAGCCGGAGCCGGAGCCGGAGCUGGAGGUGCUGGCAAGAACGGCACCGCUGAGGCUGGCGGUGGAGCUGGUGGUGCCGGAGCCGGAGCCGGAGCCGGUGCCGGUGGUGCUGCUGGCGGCGCCCUUGUUCUGCCCGAUGGGCGCAUCAAGGCCGACGCGGUUCCCGAGGACUUCAAUGUCCUCGAGAGCGUGUUCAAGAGCGCCGUUGUCAAGGGAGACGGUCUCAAGUUCAGCGAUGUCAUCACCUUCCCUGAAGUAGAAGCGUCACUCUUCGAUAAAGCCAGCAACACAAAAGCCUUUGCCAUCAACAUCGACGACAAGUCCGUCUUCGUCCCCCAGGGCGGCGAGGCGCAGUCCAACAUCCGGCGCGCCGACCUGCUGCCCAGCAUCCGCUCCCAGCUGAACGACGUCGCCGUCACUGGCGUCCGCACCAUGCACUUCUCCGUGCAGCGCGACCCGGCCAAGCCCCUCAACGCGACCCACGACUACCAGAUCAUGAACCUCGAGUCCAAGGACUUCAGCUUCCACCAGGUCGACGUCCGCACCGGCGCCGACAACGGCAACGAGAUCGCCAUCUUUGGCAACUCCAAGACCACCCCGGCGCCCGCGAAGAUCUUCUCCGCCCCCUUUGGCGAGGGCCAGUUUGAGAACUUUGCCCUGAAGAUGGACUUCAACGCCAACACCGUCCAAGUGUUCCACAGCACCGGCCAAGCUCCCCUUCAGCAGGUCACCGAGCCCGUUGCCAACGACCUCGCCGGCCUCGGCGAAUACCACUUCUCCCUGCAGAAGAACGCCGUCGGAAACGCGCCCCAGCCCGCGGGUAUCCAAGAGGCGCUCUUCUUCGGUGGCAUCUUCAUGGAAGACUCUACUGAUGGCACCGUCACCCUUCAGUAA